Acinonyx jubatus (cheetah) is the source of this 2991-nucleotide messenger RNA. RefSeq names its product peroxiredoxin like 2C (gene PRXL2C). NCBI's taxonomy places the organism in Eukaryota, Metazoa, Chordata, Mammalia, Carnivora, Felidae. Bases 163 to 1020 code for a protein of 285 amino acids. The transcript is spliced from 7 exons. The record is from RefSeq and is a predicted model, not a curated record.
GUGCGUCCUGCCCCGCUCCGCCCUGAGUCCCGCCCAGCCUUGCGUCCCAUCCCCAGUCCCGAAUUGCUCUGCCGGGUGCACUCUGAUCGGCCUCGACCCGUCUGGCACAGCGUAUGCGAUCAGCCUGAGCCCCGUGGGCGCGAUCCCUGGCCGGCCGGGCAGAUGCUGGGCGCGAUGGCCGACCUUGCCCUUGCCCCGGUAACGCGGCAGGUCAGCGGCCGCGCCGCCCCGGCCGCAGCCCCUAGCGGCCCCGAGCGCGGGCAGCCCCUGGCCGCAACAGUGGCCGAGCUGUCUGUGCUGGACGCCUCCGGGAGGCAGGUGCCGUUCGGCGCGCUGUUUCGGGAGCGCCGGGUUAUCGUGGUCUUCGUGAGGCAUUUCCUGUGCUACAUCUGCAAGGAAUACGUAGAAGAUCUGGCCAAAAUCCCCAAGAGUUUCUUACAAGAAGCAAAUGUCACCCUUAUAGUGAUUGGACAGUCAUCCUACCAUCAUAUUGAGCCUUUCUGCAAACUGACUGGGUAUUCUCAUGAAAUCUAUGUUGAUCCUGAGAGAGAAAUUUAUAAAAAAUUAGGAAUGAAAAGAGGUGAAGAAAUUGCCCCUUCAGGAAAGAGUCCCCAUAUAAAAUCAAAUGUACUCUCGGGAAGCAUUCAGAGCCUGUGGAGGGCAGUGACUGGCCCUCUUUUUGAUUUUCAAGGAGACCCUGCUCAGCAAGGUGGAACCCUCAUUUUAGGUCCAGUUAGACCAGACAGAAGAGAAGCCCUGUUUUAUGAGACUGAGUCGUAUAGAUUAUCCUCAAUGACAUUGAGCCAUAGUUUUGGAUGGCUUGUUUCCAUCGUCCAACCUGUUGUGAGCCCCUCAUCUCCAUUGUCUCAGUAUCAUGUGACCACAUGUUCAGGUAACAACAUCCAUUUUAUACACCGUGAUAGAAAUAGGUUGGAUCACAAACCCAUCAACUCUGUUUUACAGCUUGUAGGAGUUCAGCAUGUGGACUUUACAAGCAGAUCUUCAGUUAUCCAUGUGUGAUGGUGUAGACUCUUUAUCACUUUCGAAUGGACCCUUGGGAUAUGACCUGAAAUGUUCAGAUGUGGUAUCCUUGUGCAGUGUCUCACUUGUUGGCUUUUCCCAGCCUUUGAGGAGUUAUGAAAACAUAAAGAGACCACGUACUAGUUGAACUACAUACUGAGAGGCAUCAGUUGUCAAAAAUGUUAUAUAUAUUUAUAAUUCUAUAGCUUUUAAAGUUUUAUGUAAAAUAAAACUUUAAAAGCUAUAAAAUUAGAAAUACCAUUUUUUAUUUUACAUUAUGGUAUAUCCAUUCAAUGAAAGUUUUUAUUGGCCCUCAUUCUUUUUUUUUUUUUUUCAACGUUUAUUUAUUUUUGGGACAGAGAGAGACAGAGCAUGAACGGGGGAGGGGUAGAGAGAGAGGGAGACACAGAAUCAGAAACAGGCUCCAGGCUCUGAGCCAUCAGCCCAGAGCCUGACGCAGGGCUCGAACUCACAGACCGCGAGAUCAUGACCUGGCUGAAGUCGGACGCUUAACCGACUGUGCCACCCAGGCGCCCCUAUUGGCCCUAAUUCUUAUGAAGAACAUAUAAAGGGAAAGGUAAGCAACUCAGGACCAUUUUAUCCAGUGAAAAAGCAGGAUGUCAAAUCCUGUAAAUAAUGUAAUCAUAUUUUUAUGUAUAUGUUUAUAUUUUUGCAUACUUAGGAAAAAAGACAGGAUAUAAACACACCAGGUUAUUGCCAGUAGGUACCUCUAUAUGGUAGGAUUACAGUAUCUUUAUUUUCUUUUCCAUAAUUUCCUUUAUCUCCUAACUUUCUAUAAUGAGCAUGAUUCAUUUUUUUAGCCAGGAAAAGUUAUUUAAAAAUUAUAUGAAGAAUAUAUUCCUAUAUAGGAAGCUUCACAAAGUUGCAUAUAAAUGCAACUGUCUACAUGUUUCCAUCCACAUUGCUUUACUUAGAGGAAAUAUUGCAAACCAAACCUGCAUAGCCUGUGUUCAAAGCACCUUGUACCACACACACAGUAUCCAUUUCACUAGGAUUUGGCACGCGUGGGGGGGGGGGGGAAGAGUAAAAGGAGAAAAACAAUGUUUUAUAUAUUUAAUAUAUGUAUUUAAAAUAUGGUUCAAUAUGCUUUUUGAAAGAAUUUUAAGAAUUGUUUAAACUAAAAACUUUGUAACUUAAAUGUACACUGGUUUGCUUGCCAAAUUGCAUUUAUUUAGUGUACUGUUAUCUUUUAUUUUUCUAGAAUGUUAAUAGGUUUACUUGGGAAGUGUCCCAGAAAUUCUGAUGAAAAAAGUACAGCAAGAUCAAAAUCUUGGUAAUUAGUAGCAAAUAUACACUGCUUUGAACUUAUAAACUUUUAUAUCAAGCAUAUGAGGUCACACACACAAAAUAUAUUUUAAAUAUCCAAAUACUUUAAUGUACAUUCAUGUAUAUAUACAUUAAACAAUCAUGUUUUUAACCAAUAAAAACAAAAUUCCUCAUGACAUUUAAAAUUAAGCAAUUUUGUGCUAUUUUUUAUAGUAAGGGAAGACUGGUGACCCAGAUCCCUUUGCUGAUUUUACACUUAAAACUGCUGAAUCAGAGCUUACACAAAAAUUUAUAUAUUUAUAAACUUACACCACAUUUUUCUAAGAUACACAAAUGUUCUUUAUGUGGCUUCAGGGAGGUUCAGUUACAUAAAUACAGUGCAGUGGUAAAUUGCUGACCCAAACAAACAUAUUUAAAACAAAAAAUAUUUCUGGUAGUUACUGUGAAAUAUGUAAACAUGCUGCAUACCCAAUAAUAUACUAGACUCCAAAUUUUGAAAACCUUCCUAUAAUAAAUACAUAGAAAUUACUGUUAAAAGAAUACCAUCUAGCCCUGUUAUGGUGCUAAUUAUUUGCCAAGUAGUGUUCCAAGUGCUUUACAUAGUGCUCUAUAGAAUUGACAUCCCCAUCAUGCCCAUUUCACAGAGAAGAAACAUCUUUUUUCUUUUUUUUUAAAUUACCUUUU